Messenger RNA from Sorex araneus (European shrew), 1815 nucleotides. It is a transcript of the gene RCC1L, whose product is annotated as RCC1 like. The coding region runs from base 1 to 1380 and encodes 459 amino acids. Lineage: Eukaryota; Metazoa; Chordata; Mammalia; Eulipotyphla; Soricidae. The record is from RefSeq and is a predicted model, not a curated record. The transcript is spliced from 11 exons.
AUGGCGCUGGCGGCGCUGGCGGCGCUGACGGCGGGCGCUCGGCUGGGCCGGCGGCGGCUGAGCGGGCCGGGCCGGGGGCGCCCCCGGAGCCGGCGGGAGGCGGCGGAGGCCGAGGCGGCCGCGCCCGUGGUGCAGUACGUGGGCGAGCGCGCCGCCCGCGUGGACCGCGUCUUCGUGUGGGGCUUCAGCUUCUCGGGGGCGCUGGGCGUGCCCAGCUUCGUGCUGCCCGGCGCGGGGCCCGCCGCCCGCCGCCCGCGCCCGCGCCGCCGCAUCCAGCCCGUGCCCUACCGCCUGGAGCUGGAGCAGAAGAUUUCCUCUGCGGCUUGUGGCUAUGGAUUCACGCUGCUCUCCUCGAAAACCAAGGAUGUGACGAAAGUCUGGGGCAUGGGCCUCAACAAAGACUCCCAGCUCGGGUUCCAGAGAAGCCGGAAGGAUAAAGCGCGGGGCUACGAGUACGUGCUGGAGCCGUCGCCCGUGCCGCUGCCGCUGGACCGGCCGCAGGAGACGCGCGUGCUGCAGGUGGCCUGCGGCCGGGCCCACUCCCUGGUGCUGACUGACCACGAAGGAGUCCUCAGCAUGGGAAACAAUUCCUACGGGCAGUGUGGACGGAAGGUCGUGGAGGGCGAAGUGUACAGCGAAAGUCACAAAGUGCAUCGGAUGCAGGACUUCGAUGGCCGCGUGGUGCAGGUGGCCUGUGGUCAGGACCACAGCCUGUUCCUGACCGACAGAGGGGAGGUCUACUCCUGCGGCUGGGGCGCCGAUGGCCAGACAGGUCUGGGCCACUACAACAUCACCAGCACCCCCACCAAGCUGGCCGGGGACCUCGCCGGAGUCCGUGUCGUCCAGGUCGCCACCUACGGGGACUGCUGCCUGGCCGUGUCCGCCGACGGCGGCCUGUUCGGCUGGGGCAACUCCGAGUACCUGCAGCUGGCCUCCGUCACCGACUCCACGCAGGUGAACACAGCCCGGACCCUGCCCUUCUCGGCCGUGGGCCAGGUGAAGCAGGCGGCGUGUGGCGGCACGGGCUGUGCGCUGCUCAAUGGUGACGGCCAGGUGUUCGUCUGGGGCUACGGGAUCCUUGGCAAGGGGCCCCGGCUGGUGGAACGCGCCGUCCCCGAGAUGAUCCCGCCCAGCCUCUUCGGCCUGACGGAGUUCUGCCCCGACGUGCAGGUCACCCGCAUCCGCUGCGGCCUCAGCCACUUCGCCGCCAUCACCAACAAAGGCGAACUCUUCGUGUGGGGCAAGAACAUCCGAGGGUGCCUGGGCAUCGGCCGCCUGGAGGACCAGUACUUCCCGUGGAGGGUGACGAUGCCGGGGCAGCCUGUGGAUGUGGCUUGUGGCGUGGACCACAUGGUGACUCUGGCCAAGUCUUUCAUCUGAGUUGGGCUCCGAACUGGACACCGGCCAGGAGCUGGCCCCCCAGACCUGUGCAGCCCCCCGCGGGAGGCCGUGACGUGGCGGGAAGCUGCAGGACCCUCAGGGCACCCCCCCGUGUCAGCCAAGUACAGGGCUUGGGGGAGCCCGCCACCCCAGCUUAACCAGGACCCCCAGUUUCACCCUGGGGUGGCCUUCGGCUGCCCACUGCAGCCCCCGCUCUCCCCUCCCUGGCUCGGAGCCCUCGCAGCAAGCGGCCGGGGGCCACGUUCCUGUGGGCUGAGGGCGCGGACGGGCCCGAACAUCAGCCUCGGAGAAGGAUCCAGAAACCGGGAAAAACAGUUGGGCUGGUAACAGGUCUUUGUCUUCACAAACAUUUUUUUAAUGUCUUUGCAAUAAAGUCUAUUUUCUGCCUGAUGUUUUUCAGAACUGAAAUCUUGA